ACUAAGGGAGGACUUGAAGUUUUAGGGUGAUAAAAGUGAGCAAAAGCAGAGUCAGUGAAAGAACACAAGAGAGAAUUAGUAAUAGUAUAGAAUAGAAAGAUGAUGAAGCAGAAGGGAGCUUCUAUUACUUUCAUGAGAUGGAUGUUUUUGCCUCAAUUUCUGCCACAUUCAGCACAUGCACUUGAAGCAUUUAGCCCUAGCCCUAGUCACAUUACUGUUUCUUCAUAUUUUCAAUUCUCCACUAAUCCCAAACGCCCUCAUAUUACUUAUUCCUCUGAUCCAACUCAUGCUCGACUUCAACAUCUACUCCUCGAGAAAUCCAAGGUUGGUUUCGAUAAACUCGAUGAUGCUCUCCAACUGUUUGAUAAAAUGCUCCUUACGAAGCCUCUGCUUCCUGUUAUCAACUUCAAUCAACUGUUAGCCGCCCUUGUUAAAAUGAAACACUACUCCGUAGCUGUCUCCCUAUUUAGGGAUAUGCGUGUAAAUAGCAUCCCUGUUGAUAUAUUUACCAUUACUACUAUCAUCAACUGUUUUUGUCACUUGGAUCGUGUCGAUUUUGCCUUUUCAUUACUGGCUGGAAUCAUCAAGCACGGUUUUGUGCCAAGUUUGGUUACUUAUAACACCCUCAUCGGGGGCCUUAUUUCCCAAGAUAUGCUUCAAGAGGCUCAGCUUUUGUUCCAGAACCUCAUCAGAUUUAAACUUGUUCAACCCGAUGUUUUUACCUAUAACAUAAUCAUUGACGGAAUCUGCAAGAGAGGGAAUCCUUCUGUGGCUGUUAAGUUGUUCAAAAAUAUGGAGAAGAAAGGUUGCAAGCCUGAUACUGUAACUUACACCACACUUAUUGAUUGUUUAUGUAAAUAUAGGUUAGUUGAUCAAGCAUUGGGUCUUCUCCACCAAAUGACAAGGAAAGGCAUAUUUCCAAAUGUUAUAACCUACAACUCAUUAUUUCAAGGUCUGUGUGACAUUAAUCGAUGGCAUGAUGUCAAACAAUUGCUCAAGGAGAUGGAUGCUAGGAACAUUUCUCGAGAUGUUUUUACUUACAAUAUAUUGAUUGAUGCGUAUUGCAAAGAAGGAAAGAUUGAAGAUGCAGAGGAUGUGAUAGAGUUGAUGAUUCAAAGAGGCUGUUAUCCUGAUGUAGUCACUUACAGCUCACUCAUGGAUGGAUACUGCUUGCGAGGAGAGGUUGAUAAAGCAUUAGCAGUGUUCGAAAGCAUGAAGAGAAAGGAAAUAUUGCCUAAUACUCUUAGCUAUAAUAUCCUCAUCAACGGUUUUUGUAAAAAGUUUAAAGUGGACAGAGCCAUGGAUCUUUUCCAACAAAUGCCCUCUGAAGGUUUAACCCCAACUAUUGAGACUUACAGUACUAUACUGCAAGGUUUUUUUCAUGCGGGUAGACAUGUUGAAGCACGUAAAUUUUUUAAGGAAAAGAUGAUUAACCAAGGUGUUGAGUUGAAUAAAGUGACAUGUCGUAUCUUGUUGCAUGGUCUUUGCCAGAAUUGUUAUGUAUUUGAAGCACUAUCGUUUUUUCAAAUACUGGAGUCCAGUGGGUUAGUUUCUGAUAUACAGGUUUACAAUAUUCUGAUUGAUGGACUAAGCAAAAAUGGACAUCUUGAGAAAGCAAGAAGCCUUUUUGACAACCUGCCUUUGAAAGGUUUGCGGCCUGACGUCAAGACAUACACAUUGAUGAUCCGAGCAUAUUGUCAUGAAGGGUUAUUCCAGGAAGCGAAUGAACUAUUCUGGGAAAUGGAAGCAAAUGAUUGCUUGCCGGAUAAUGUAACCUACAAUACACUUAUGCGCGGUUAUGUACACGGUAAGAAGUACUAUGAAGCAGGUGUACUACUGGAUGAAAUGCGUAGUCGCGGCUUUGAAGCAGAUGCAUCUACCGCAUCUGCUUUACUGGAUUUACUUGAAGUGCAAGAACAGGAUCCUGCUCUCCUUGCUUUGCGCAAGAAGUACUUGCCAUUGCGUUCUGCCAGCGAAAUCUCUGAGUCUUUGACAAGUAGAGAUAUGAUGAUGAUGAUGAUGAAAUUUUUGAUAUCAAAUUCUCGAUUCCUACCACAUUCUGCAGAUUCAGCUCAUACUUGUUGUCUUGCAUCCUUUUUUGUUAUUGCAGUUUCUCACUUCUCCACUAACCCUAACCCUAAUAUCCCCUUUAAACCCAAACCCCAAUUCUCUUAUUCCUCUAAUCCACCUCAUGCUCGUCUUCAACAUUUACUCUUUGAGAAGUCCAAGGUUGGUUUCGAUAAACUCGAUGAUGCUCUCCAAGUGUUUGAUAAAAUGCUCCUUAUGAAACCUCUGCUUCCUGUUAUCAACUUUGCUCAACUAUUAGCUGCCCUUGUUAAAAUGAAAGAGUACUCUGUAGCUGUGUCUCUCUUUAGAGAUAUGCGUGUAAAUAGCAUCCCUGUUAAUAUAUUUACCAUUACUACUAUCAUCAACUGUUUUUGUCAUUUGAAUCGUGUCGAUUUUGCCUUUUCAUUACUGGCUGGAAUCAUCAAGCACGGUUUUGUCCCUGAUGUGAUUACUUAUAACACUCUCAUCAGGGGCCUUAUUUCCCAAGAUAUGCUUCAAGAGGCUCAGCUUUUUUUCCAGAACCUCAUCAGAUUUCAACUUAUUCAACCUAAUGUUGUUACCUAUACAACUAUCAUUCACGGCAUCUGCAAGAGAGGGAAUCCUUCUGUGGCUGUUAAGUUGUUCAAAAUUAUGGAGAAGAAAGGUUGCAAGCCUAAUACUGUGACUUACAACACACUUAUUGACUGUUUGUGUAAGCAUAGAUUAGUUGAUCAAGCAUUGGGUCUUCUCCACCAAAUGACAAGGAAAGCAAUAUCUCCGGAUGUUAUAACCUACAACCCAUUAAUUCAAGGGUUGUGUGACUUUAAUCGAUGGCAUGAUGUCAAACAAUUGCUCAAGGAGAUGGAUGUUAGGAACAUUUCUCGAGAUGUUUUUACUUACAAUAUAUUGAUUGAUGCGUAUUGCAAAGAAGGAAUGAUUGAAGAUGCAGAGGAUGUGAUAGAGUUGAUGAUUCAAAGAGGCCGUUAUCCUGAUGUAGUCACUUACAGCUCACUCAUGGAUGGAUACUGCUUGCGAGGAGAGGUUGAUAAAGCAUUAGCAGUGUUUGAAAGCAUGAAGAGAAAGGGAAUAUUGCCUGAUACUCUUAGCUAUAAUAUCCUCAUCAACGGUUAUUGUAAAAAGUUUAAAGUGGACAGAGCCAUAGAUCUUUUUCAACAAAUGCCCUCUGAAGGUUUAACCCCAACUAUUGAGACUUACAGCACUAUAUUGCAAGGUUUUUUUCAUGAGGGUAGACAUGUUGAAGCACGUAAAUUUUUUAAGGAAAAGAUGAUUAACCAAGGUGUUGAGUUGGAUAAAGUGACAUGCCGUAUCUUGUUGCAUGGUCUUUGCCAGAAUAGUUAUGUUGUUGAAGCACUAUCCUUUUUUCAAAUACUGGAAUCCAGGGGGUUAGUUCCUGAUAUACAUGUUUACAAUAUUCUGAUUGAUGGACUAAGCAAAAAUGGACAUCUAGAGAAUGCAAGAAGGCUUUUUGACAACCUUCCUUUGAAUGGUUUGCUGCCUGACGUCAAGACAUACACAAUGCUGAUCCAAGCAUAUUGUCAUGAAGGGUUAUUUGAGGAAGCGAAUGAACUAUUCAGGAAAAUGGAAGCAAAUGAUUGCUUGCCUACUGAUGUAACCUACAACAUACUAAUCCGAGGUUGUUUACCCAAUAAUAAGUACUAUGAAGCAGGUGUACUCCUGGAUGAAAUGCGUAGUCACGGCUUUGCAUCAGAUGCAUCUACCGCAUCUGCUUUCCUGGAUUUACUUGAAGUGCAAGAACAGGAUCCCGCUCUCCUUGCUUUGCGCAAGAAGUACUCGCCAUAAGUGUAACGAAAGGAGAGAGUGGUAGAAUUCAUAAUCUUAUCUAUUUUGCCAACAUUUUUCAAAGGGAUUGAUAACAAAAUUUACAUGCAUUAACAAUCAUGAUAACGGCAUGUAGUAGAGACAGGCUCUACUACUACGCUGUCCGAUGUCAUUGUUGUAAAGUUUGCAGCUCUUCUCCUAUCGAGUAGUUUAUUUCUUCCAUGUACUGCAGUUACAAUUUUUUGGGGUUUGGUAUAAUCUUUUUAAAAUUAUAUAUGUUUCAAAUGAAUGUCCUUUUUUA
Daucus carota subsp. sativus is the source of this 4147-nucleotide messenger RNA. Its product is annotated as pentatricopeptide repeat-containing protein At5g02860. Gene Ontology annotation, molecular function: protein binding; mRNA binding. The transcript is spliced from 2 exons. The record is from RefSeq and is a predicted model, not a curated record. Lineage: Eukaryota; Viridiplantae; Streptophyta; Magnoliopsida; Apiales; Apiaceae. Bases 100 to 3867 code for a protein of 1255 amino acids.